Molecule: messenger RNA, 1548 nt
Organism: Lachancea thermotolerans CBS 6340
Lineage: Eukaryota; Fungi; Ascomycota; Saccharomycetes; Saccharomycetales; Saccharomycetaceae
Gene: ABF1
Product: DNA-binding protein ABF1
Exons: 1
Coding region: 1-1548 (515 amino acids)
Biological process (GO): chromatin remodeling
Cellular component (GO): nucleus
Molecular function (GO): DNA binding
Source: RefSeq, a predicted model, not a curated record
AUGAGCCUGUACGAAUACAAACAUCCAAUUAUCAACAAGGAGCUGGCGACCGGGCCGGACGCCGCGUCGCGCAAGCAGUUCCCAACGCUGGAGGCGUGGUACGACGUGGUCAACGAUUACGAGUUCCAAGCGCGUUGCCCCAUCAUCUUGAAGAACUCGCAUCGCAACAAACACUUCACGUUCGCGUGCCACCUGAAGUCGUGCCCCUUCAAGGUGCUACUGAGCUACUCAGGCCACAACAAGGACGGGCCAUUUGAGCAGCACGGCGGCCCCGGGGGUGCCGAGCACGAGGUCGGCGGCGAGCACGGCCACGGUCACCCGGGUGCGUCCGCGGGCUCGCCCGGAGCGCACAACGGCGGCCUCAAGGACGAGCACGACGACGUCAGCGCCGCCAUCGCCGCGGCCGUCGCGGCUGUGACCGACGGCAGCAAUGGCAACGCGGCCGGCGGCAACGGCGCUGGCGGUAACGGGCUUGGCGGCCAGGUCGGAGCUGGCCAGGCGCCCGGCAUGGGCGCCCGGUCCGGCUCGGGGUCCGGCCCCGCGUCCGGCUCGCCCUCCGACCACAACGGCUCGGGCGACGACUCGCUGCUCGACCCCGACGACCCACAGCAGAUGUCCUCUGUGCGCGGGCCCUUCACAGUCACAAAAAUCGACCCUUAUCACAACCACCCUCUGGAGUCCAACCUGAGUCUGUCGAAGUUCGUGCUCACCAAGGUGCCACGCAUCCUGCAGAACGACCUCAAGUUCGACUCCAUUCUCGAGUCCCUGUGCAACGACGAGGACAACACCGUCGCCAAAUUCCGCGUCUCGCAAUAUGUCGAGGAAAGCGGGAUCCUGGACAUCCUGAAGGAGCGGUACGGCCUCACAGACCAGGACCUCGACAAGAAGCUGCUGUCCCACAUCGCACGCCGUAUCACUACCUACAAGGCCCGUUUUGUGCUCAAGAAGAAGAAAAACGGCACCUAUGGCGUGCCCUCUAGCUCAAUGUCUGCCGCGGCGGCCGCUGCCGCAGCCAUAAACGCCAACGGCGGUGCGGGCGCCGGUAGCGGGCCCCACGACCAGACCGACGAGCUUGGCGGCAAGAAAAGGGGUUACGGCGCUGGCCACCACCACCACAACGGUGUCAAUGGCGACGUGCCUGGCGACCACGAGGACGAGCUGGAGGGCCGCAAGCGUACUCGCACCAACAAGAUAUCCACCGCGGUAAAGAUGGGCACGCGCUCGUCUUUGGUCAACGACCCAGCUCUCGCGCAGCUUGACGAUGUUAACGACUCCGAGGACAACAAGCCACCUGAGGACCUCGCCGAGCAGCUGCGUCUGCUCAGUUCCCAUCUCAAGGAAGUCGAGCAGCAACAGCAACAACAGCAACAGCAGCAGCAACACCAGGAGCAGCAACACCAUCAACACCACCAGCACCACCAGCACCAGGACGACCACCAACUCCACCAGCACCACCAGCAACACUCACAAAUGGCAGGGCACCACCACUCGCCCGGGAAGGAGGAUAUUCCAGACGAAAAUAUCCAGCCAGAGCUCAGAGGCCAGUAG